AGAUAAAGCUCUUAAUUAUUGGUGUCUACAAAGAUGCACCAAGCAAUCAUUGCGGGCAGUGGAGAAACUAGUUUACAUAGAUUAUGUCAACUUCCUCCAGCACCUAAAUUACAAAUUCUGUCGUCACAUGUACACCGUAGUGACCUAAAAAGUUUCGAUCAUUUCUCGAACAAAAAAAAGCAUGGGUUGCUCUUCAUCGUCAAGUCAAAAACAUGCCCAUGUGUCACUUCCCUUGUCUGAGCCGCAGAAGUAUCUUGUACGAGAAACCUGGGAAACGAUAGAACAACACAAAAAUAUGGUCGGGAAGAAAACGUUUCUAAGAUUUUUUGAGUUGAAUCCCGACUAUCAAAGGCUGUUUCCAGAAUUUAAAGAUGUAGAUCCAGUUGAACUAGAAAACACAAGUGCUUUGUACGGACACGCCAAGCGAGUCAUGAAAGCAGUGGAGAAUGCCGUGACUUCAUUGGAUGAUGCGUUCAGCUUCGCUGCGUACCUAGAGGAACUGGGAAGGAGGCAUAAAGCUCGCGCAUUGAAACCGUCUUAUCUUGAUGCAAUGCAGGAAGCACUAAUGUACAACUUGAAAGAUUUACUACGCAGUCAGUGGACCAAGGAAACAGAGGAGGCCUGGAACAGACUUUUUCGAUUCAUUUCAUCUACAAUGGUCAAGGGACUACAGUCGCCAUGAGAAAGCUUCGUCAAGGAAAGUAGACGCGCGAGAACUUGAUUUAAAAUUUGCACAAAGCCAUUUCGGGGGAAAAAGUACUGAUAUCUUACAAACCCAGUGGCUGUGAACAUGAAUCAAGCGUAUGGAGAGGUUCGCCAACGAAGCUUUUGAUCUUUAUACUUUUUUGAGCAAUUAUCACGAAAUUAAAAGUUCUUAGGUUCAAAACAUUCACAAGGAACUCGAAAGAUUCUUUUCGUCCUGCACCCUCCACAAAUCAGUCUACAACUUAAUCAAGUUUUUUUUAUAUACUUGUUUUCGAUCAUAGUUAGUUUUUUAAACGGCAGUUAUCAAAAUACAAACAUGAAUAACCCACAAACAUGUCACGUAAUUUCAUUAGAAAUUGCAAAAAGCAUAACUUAAUGACUUCUACGUAAAAUAUAAUGUCUUCUGGUCGGCCCUGGGAGGUCAUAUAAACGAAAGUACUGAUUAAUCUUUUUUUAUCGAGUCACUAACAUCAAAUAACUGUAAAAAUAUACCUUUCUGUACAAAGUUCUACAUAGA
Molecule: messenger RNA, 1222 nt
Organism: Stylophora pistillata
Lineage: Eukaryota; Metazoa; Cnidaria; Anthozoa; Scleractinia; Pocilloporidae
Product: neuroglobin
Biological process (GO): oxygen transport
Molecular function (GO): oxygen binding; heme binding; iron ion binding
Source: RefSeq, a predicted model, not a curated record